Molecule: messenger RNA, 1743 nt
Organism: Capra hircus (goat)
Lineage: Eukaryota; Metazoa; Chordata; Mammalia; Artiodactyla; Bovidae
Gene: ACSM4
Product: acyl-CoA synthetase medium-chain family member 4
Exons: 13
Coding region: 1-1743 (580 amino acids)
Biological process (GO): fatty acid biosynthetic process; acyl-CoA metabolic process
Cellular component (GO): mitochondrial matrix
Molecular function (GO): fatty acid ligase activity; fatty-acyl-CoA synthase activity
Source: RefSeq, a predicted model, not a curated record
AUGAAGAUUUUUUUCCGCUACCAGACAUUCAGAUUCAUCUGGCUCACAAAGCUAUCUGGCCAGCGCUUUCGCAAAAGUCACCAGCUGGGGGCGCCUCUGACUCUUGCCGACUUCGAAGCCAUAAAUCGCUGUGAGAGAUCACUGCCUAAGAACUUUAACUUUGCUGGGGAUGUGCUGGACCAGUGGUCCCAAAAAGAGAAGACAGGAGAGAGACCAGCCAACCCAGCCCUGUGGUGGGUGAAUGGCAAAGGGGAUGAGGUGAAAUGGAGCUUUGGAGAACUGGGCUCCUUGUCCCGAAAGGCUGCCAAUGUGCUCACCAAGCCCUGUGGUUUAGAGAGAGGAGACCGAGUAGCUGUGAUUCUUCCCCGAAUCCCAGAGUGGUGGCUCAUAAACGUGGCUUGUAUGAGAACAGGGCUUGUCUUCAUGCCAGGAACAACCCAGCUGACAGCAAAAGAUAUCCUCUAUCGGCUGCGUGCAUCCAAGGCCAAGUGCGUUGUGGCCAGUGAGGAGGUGAUCCCAGCAGUGGAAUCCAUUGUGUCUGAGUGUCCAGACUUGAAGACCAAACUCCUGGUGUCUCCACACAGCCAGAAUGGGUGGCUCAGCUUCCCAGAGUUAUUUCAAACUGCCUCUGCAGAGCACAGUUGUGUGGAGACAGGAAGUCAAGAACCAAUGGCCAUUUAUUUCACCAGUGGGACCACAGGCUCUCCCAAGAUGGCUCAACACUCUCAGAGCAGCCUGGGAAUUGGGUAUACCCUCUGUGGAAGGUAUUGGCUAGACCUGAAGUCCACAGAUAUCAUAUGGAACAUGUCUGACACUGGCUGGAUCAAGGCUGCCAUUGGCAGUGUGUUUUCCUCCUGGCUUCAAGGAGCUUGUGUCUUUGUGCAUCGGAUGGCCCAGUUUGACACCGAUACUUUCCUGGAUACGCUUACCACUUAUCCCAUCACGACCCUCUGCAGUGCUCCCACCGUGUACCGGAUGCUUGUGCAAAAAGACCUUAAGAGAUAUAAAUUCAAGAAGCUGCGGCAUUGCUUGACAGGAGGGGAGCCACUCAAUGCAGAGGUGCUGGAACAGUGGAAAGUGCAAACUGGACUGGAGCUGUAUGAGGGCUACGGACAGACAGAAGUGGGAAUAAUUUGUGCCAAUCAGAAAGGACAAGAAAUUAAACCAGGCUCAAUGGGGAAAGGAGUACUACCCUACGAUGUCCAGAUUAUAGAUGAAAAUGGCAACAUCCUACCACCUGGAAAAGAAGGGGAAAUUGCCCUCAGGCUAACAUCUACACGACCCUUCUGUUUCUUCUCUGAAUAUGUGGACAAUCCAGAGAAAACUGCUGCCACCAUAAGAGGGAAUUUUUACGUCACUGGAGACAGAGGAGUGAUGGACAGUGAUGGCUAUUUUUGGUUUGUUGGCAGAGCUGAUGAUGUCAUCAUAUCCUCUGGGUACCGUAUUGGGCCAUUUGAAGUGGAGAGUGCACUAAUUGAGCACCCAGCGGUUGUUGAAUCAGCUGUUGUCAGCAGUCCAGAUCCAGUCAGAGGAGAGGUAGUGAAAGCUUUUGUUGUUUUAUCUGCACCCUUUAAAUCAUCCAACCCAGAGAAAUUAACUCUUGAACUUCAGGAUCAUGUAAAAAAAUCAACUGCACCUUACAAGUAUCCAAGAAAGGUGGAAUUUGUUAAAGAACUCCCAAAGACAAUCACUGGGAAAAUCAAACGCAACGUUUUAAGAGACCAUGAAUGGGGUCGAACAUAG